AUGGAACAUGUCGUAAAAUGGAAGGCCAUUCGUGAUCAAGCGAUUGUCGUCACAGGCACUACCGUCUACAUCCCUCAGAUAAUCUAUCAACCAUACACAGAGGCGGAUCGCGUCCGCUACAUCGAGAAAGCCGAUCUUAAGGAGCCUAUCAUCUUCAGGACAGCGCAUCCCGACCAAUGGGGUAUAGCACUCGAGGACGCCCUAAGAGCUAAGAUGAAAGAUCUUCUUGAUAAAGAUGACAAUAUGUUCGAGAACUGCGGACCCUCUGUAUCUAUCCGACUUCAGUGGCCCGGGUACCGUGCGUGGACAAAGCAGAUCCCCACGAUGGACUUCAAAAGUCCAAAAGGUCCCAUCACCAGAGCUAAAUUGGCUAAAAACAUUGCAAACUGCGUGAAACGAUUCAUCGAAGAAAAGGAAAAGGAACGUAUGGAGAUGGAAGCGGACCGUAGGUGGAGGGUUGGAACACGCCACAUUAGGAUGGAGGACCUUAUUUUGGUGUCCCUGCACCACAUCUCCAAGGGUAGCUGGCAGCCUCAGCUACGCCUACGCACUCCACUGAGCGAGAUUCAACUUCGGCGCCUUCAAGCUCAAGCCUCGCAUUCCAUUGCAUAG
This is a messenger RNA of Suillus subaureus, 612 nucleotides long. RefSeq lists its product as uncharacterized. The transcript is spliced from 3 exons. Lineage: Eukaryota; Fungi; Basidiomycota; Agaricomycetes; Boletales; Suillaceae. Bases 1 to 612 code for a protein of 203 amino acids. The record is from RefSeq and is a predicted model, not a curated record.